Messenger RNA from Bicyclus anynana (squinting bush brown), 2464 nucleotides. RefSeq names its product transcription factor glial cells missing 2-like. Gene Ontology annotation, molecular function: RNA polymerase II cis-regulatory region sequence-specific DNA binding; DNA-binding transcription activator activity, RNA polymerase II-specific. NCBI's taxonomy places the organism in Eukaryota, Metazoa, Arthropoda, Insecta, Lepidoptera, Nymphalidae. Gene Ontology annotation, cellular component: nucleus. Gene Ontology annotation, biological process: gliogenesis; regulation of transcription by RNA polymerase II. The transcript has 4 exons. The coding region runs from base 175 to 1548 and encodes 457 amino acids. The record is from RefSeq and is a predicted model, not a curated record.
UUUCGUUGCGUAAGCUGCGUGCUACGCAAACUCUAUGAUUGCGGGAUACAAAAAAAUAGUAUAAUCGUUGGAUAUAGAGAACAAUAUAAAGAUUUGUGUGUGCAGUGACUGUGGACAGUGUUUAUUGUUUAAAGAACUGAUAUUGUGCAUCACGUUUACUGCACUUUUUCGGAGAUGGUUAUCCUCACCAGCCGUGCGGAUAUGUCAGAAGGUCCAGCCACACCCGAGUGGGACAUCAACGACGCGGUAGUACCGCGUGUCACCAGCUUCGACUCCUUCGGCGAGUGGUGCGACGGCCACGUGCGCAGAGUGUAUCCCCCCGGGUGUGAGGAGGCCCGCAGACACGCCUCCGGCUGGGCCAUGAGGAACACGAAUAACCACAACGUUCACAUACUGAAGAAAAGCUGCCUCGGCGUGCUGGUCUGCUCCACCAGAUGCAGGUUGCCAGACGGCUCCCGUGUACACUUACGGCCAGCGAUAUGUGAUAAAGCGAGGAAAAAACAACAAGGUAAACCAUGUCCAAAUCGUCUGUGCAACGGUGGUCGUCUCGAGGUCCAGCCGUGCCGCGGUCACUGCGGCUACCCGGUCACACACUUCUGGCGCCACACAGAGCACGCCAUCUUCUUCCAAGCGAAGGGUUCCCACGACCAUCCGCGCCCAGAAGCCAAAGGAGCGAGCGAAGUGCGACGCUCGCUCGGUGCUGGCAGGAGAGUCCGCGGCCUGGCGUUGCUCCUUGCGCGGGAAGCGGCAAUCGCAGACAAAAUCCUCACCGUGAAACCAGAAAAGCAUAUGAUGCAACAGAAGUUGAACACGCACCCACAACCUCCGCCGCUUAUUCCUGACAACCAAAGACUUUUAACUUGCACGUGUGGACCAUUCGAAUGCAACUGCCGGUGGCGAUCUGAAACAGCAGCGGAACCUUACGCGUCAGCUGCAUGGACACCAACAGAGCACCAGUCCUACACUGCGUACAUCCCGCCCAACCAACCGACGCCGUCAAUUCCUCCGCCCCAGCAAUACGAUCCAAACGCUCUUCCAGCUGACGACAUAUUCCAUCCAGAGGAAAUCUUCCAACUCGAUCAACCCAUACGCCUCGACUUCCCAAUGGAAGAAAACACUUUAGAAUCAUCCCCAACAUUUGCGGAUUUAAACGGUGAGAAUUCAAGGCCUGAAGACGCGUACUGGCUGGAGUGGCAGCGAGCUGCAGGCGGCUCAGAAUCUAGUGACACCCCAUCCCCCGAACUCUUCGGCAAUGGUUACCAACAAACAGAAAUUUAUUGCGACCAACAGAAUUACAUCCAUCAGAAUUAUUACCCAGAAGAAGCGCAAUAUUACCCAAUGGAGAACAUAAGGAACUCCUCUCCUGUUAUGGAGAUGCAGGACCAAAGGUACUAUAGGUACGGUCAAGAUUGUGCGCAAAACAAUUUAGAUGUGCAAACGUGGAACUAUUCAGACUGUGCCUUCAGCUCGCACGAGGUGCCCGAGUGCAAACAGUACUACGACGUCCAGCAUUCGCAAGCCGUCAAUGGCUUUAGUCCACUGUUAUAAUGUUAAUAUUGUAAAUUUGUACAUAACCGUUGUAAAUUGUAUAUAUUGUAGUUGUUAUCACAUGUUAAUCAAAACCUAAGGAUUUGUGCUAAGUGAUUUGUUCCUUUAAGUUAAGAGUUAGACAAUUUGUUUGUCAUCACGAGACUUAAUAAAACGUUUUUGGGAGUGCUCACUUGUGAAAUAAAUAAAACAAAUGUUUUUUUUAUAAAAUGGUCUAUUUAUUGUAUAUAAAAAUUACAUUAAAAUUGUCAAUUUAACAUUUUUUAUUUUCUAACGAUAAAAUUGGUCACUACAAAAUAGUCCAUUAAGCGAUCACACUAUUUAGAAUAAUAUAAUAUGCAAUCGCGAGAUGUACCUCUAAUAUAUCCAUCGACAUGUACGAUAACAUGGCGUUUUGUAACAACGGUCAGCUAUUCGAUUACGAUAUAGAAGGUAUUCGGCAAACUGUAGAUAUAAACUUUAGGUCCAGCACAAAUGCUCCAGGCUCAGUUAACAUAAUGAUUACUCCCAAUCUUGAAAAUGAGAUUCAACAACCCAUCACUAUUUACAAUAACAAUAUCAGGUAUAAUCAUUGACAAGACUAUCGCCGAGGGAAUCGAACCUGAUCACAUACCAGACGAUAAAAUAUACUUCGUCGUUUACAUUUACGAGUAACCCCGAAUACCUUGUCAUCCUGUAAAGUCUCAUUUCAGGCGUUACGAAGCAUCAAACGACCACACUGUGAUGACCAAUUUUCAAAAUUCAUAUUGCUAAAAUACAUUAACAACUUUGCAGUACAAAGCAGACUUAUAUAGACAAAAAAUUUGUGAUUAACAUUACGUCCUUAAAAGUAGGCCCUAUUCAAUUAAUGUUGCCAUAUUAAAAUCAUUUAUUAAAGGACUGAGGAGAGCACAGCACGCACUAUCACAGCGGUCGG